Trichomycterus rosablanca is the source of this 961-nucleotide messenger RNA. RefSeq names its product RING-HC_RNF170 domain-containing protein. Gene Ontology annotation, molecular function: ubiquitin protein ligase activity. The record is from RefSeq and is a predicted model, not a curated record. Lineage: Eukaryota; Metazoa; Chordata; Actinopteri; Siluriformes; Trichomycteridae. The transcript has 6 exons. The coding region runs from base 81 to 698 and encodes 205 amino acids.
ACAAAGACAGACUACACAUUCAUUUGCACACUGUUCACCAGUCCUACAGGUUUUCAGAGAGCAGGGGUCAGCGUUAGCACAUGGAUAAGAAAGAGGAUCACUCUCAACUGGGAAUAUCUGGCUGCAACAUGGACCUUCACUGUCCUGUAUGUUUACACAUAUCUACCUUUCCUGUGAAGACUAAUUGUGGGCAUCAAUUCUGUGCACCAUGUCUUAUAUCUUACUGGAAACACAGUCGCUGGUUAGACGCCAUUAGCUGUCCUUUGUGCAGACAGAAGGUGAGCAUAAUGUAUCAUCUUUUUCAUGAGAACAGAACAGACAGGAAAGGGGGAGAGGUACUGAGCAACAUUACAGAUUAUAAUAGACGCUAUUCUGGAGCUCCACGAAAAGUUUGCGAUUACCUGUGUGAUGCUCCACUUUUCCUGCUGUUGCUGUUCCGGGCCUUGGGAAACAUGGGUGGUUUAGUAUGGCUCUUUCUGCUAAGAGUAGCCCUGUGUGGGUUUGGGGCAGCUGCAUCCCUUGUGUCCCCGUUAGAAGCCAUACCUGGACCCUUUAGUUGGGCAUUGGGGCUUUUAGAUGACCUAGUGGUGGUCUUUCUCCUGCUCAUUUCCAUCAUCAACAUUCAACAGCAGAUGGUGCCAGAGAGGACAGCCCGAACACACACGGAAGCUCAAGGAAUACUGUCUGACACGCUUUGAUUUAAAAUGGAGGACAAAGGACACUGUAUGGCUGAUAGCAUUAUUGUACUCUGUGAACUCCUGAAAACUGUCCUAGCUGUAAAGACAAUACUGCUUGUAAAAAUCAGUUCCAAUGUCUACACUUAAUAUAUAUUACACUGGUCUGCAUCAGACUACACGCUGAAACACUGUAUUUUUUUGUAUACAAUUAGUCAGAUUGGUUAAAAUCACUAAAUAUCAUGCUAAACAUAUACAUGUAUUUAUGUCUCAAUCUUGAAUUAAAA